AUGAACAUCAUAUUGUUUACUCAAAUAAGGAUGAAUAUCUUGUAUUUGCAAUUAUUAAUUUGUAAAGGGGAGAUGAAAGACAACACGAAGCAUGGCAAAGGAGUUUAUAAGUUUGCUAAUGGUAAUCGAUAUGAAGGGGAAUGGCAUUCCAAUCAAAAACAUGGAACUGGAAAAUAUUUUUACAGUAGUGGAGAAUUGUACAUUGGUUAAUGGUAGCGUAACAAGAAAAAUGGAUAUGGACAACAUUUCGGACUUUAUGGCGAUAGAUAUGUAGGAAACUGGCUCAACAAUUGUAAACAUGGACAAGGUACAAUCUAUUAUGCAGAUAACUCAAUUUACUCAGGUGAAUUCCAAGACAAUAAGAAGCAGGGUUCUGGAUAUUUUUACAAUGCAAUCACGAGAUAGCUGAGUUAUUAAUUAUAUGAUAAUGAUAAAUUAAAAGAGUAAAAUACAGUUGAUUAAGUUCCUUGCGAUUUUGAAAAUGUGUUUUCUGCGUUUUUAGUGAUAGAUAAUAAUAAAUUAUAUCUUCAAUCAUUACCCAAUAAUAAACUAAAUGAAACUCACUAGAUUUAGCAGGAAACCUUAUCAGCAUUGAAUGAGAUAGUUACUCUGAAAGGAAAAAAGAAAAUGUAGGAAUGGAAUAUAGAUGAGGUUUGUACUUGGUUAGAUUAUUUAGGAUUAUCUCAAUACUAAGAGAAGUUUAUUAAAAAUCACAUGAUAGGAGAGAUUUUACAUGAUCUAACAGAUGUUGAAUUAAAAGAUGAAUUGGGCAUUGACAUCUCAGCACAUAGAAAUCUCAUACUUAGCAAAUAAAUAUACAUAAGAAAUAUUAUAUCAAAAAAAUGGAAGGGUCAAUCCACAGGGCUGAUAGUGAAAACUCAGGUGAUCAAUCAUCAAAUAUGA
Messenger RNA from Paramecium tetraurelia, 903 nucleotides. RefSeq lists its product as uncharacterized. Lineage: Eukaryota; Ciliophora; Oligohymenophorea; Peniculida; Parameciidae. The record is from RefSeq and is a predicted model, not a curated record. Gene Ontology annotation, cellular component: cytosol. The transcript has 3 exons. Gene Ontology annotation, molecular function: protein binding.